Messenger RNA from Parnassius mnemosyne (clouded apollo), 687 nucleotides. The record is from the annotation of a GenBank genome assembly. Lineage: Eukaryota; Metazoa; Arthropoda; Insecta; Lepidoptera; Papilionidae.
AUGACAAAUAAAAUACACAUUGCGACAUACAAUACGUUGUCUUUAAGAACCAAUGAGAGUCUAACGGAACUAAUACUAGCUCUAGAAAAUGUAAAGUGGUCAAUACUGGGUUUGAGUGAAGUCCGACGACUAGGGGAGAGUAUAGAAGACCAUGGGCAUUUUAUAUUUUAUUAUAAAGGAGAAACACCAGGCUUAUAUGGAACAGGAUUCUUAAUAAAAAAUGAAUUAAAACCAUUUAUUGACGAGUUCAUUGGCGUCUCAGAGCGUAUUGUUAUACUCAAUAUAAAACUACCUCCGAAAAACGAUCGAUGGUCGAUUGUGCAAGUCUACUCUCCAACUGAACAAUCAAGUAGAACAGAAAUCGACACCUUCUACUCCAUGUUACAAGACGCGAUAAUCAAACACUCGCACAACAAUUUAGUAGUGAUGGGAGAUUUUAAUGCAAGAACAGGGGCAAGAGGAGACGGAGAACAAAUGAUAUUGGGUCCGUAUUGUUCAGGCAAAAGAACAAGAAAUGGGGAGAAACUUGUCCAACUGGCAUAUGAAAACAACUUAAAAGUACUAAACACUCUUUACAGAAAACGUGAGAACAACAGAUGGACAUGGAUAUCUCCAGAUGGUCACCACAAAAACGAGGUAGAUCACAUACUAACAAAAGUAAAGACUUUCGGGACUGUAGAGUUUUAA